Messenger RNA from Aspergillus aculeatus ATCC 16872, 945 nucleotides. RefSeq lists its product as uncharacterized. The coding region runs from base 1 to 945 and encodes 314 amino acids. The transcript has 6 exons. NCBI's taxonomy places the organism in Eukaryota, Fungi, Ascomycota, Eurotiomycetes, Eurotiales, Aspergillaceae. Gene Ontology annotation, molecular function: methyltransferase activity. The record is from RefSeq and is a predicted model, not a curated record.
AUGAACCCCAGUCGAAUUGUGGAGCUAGCAACACGCAUUCAAGAAUUGACGAAAGAGAUCGACAGUCAUCUACGGGAAAAUGACCUCCAGGCUACUAGUUUUGACGAAAACGGUCCCGUUGAGCUGGGCCUCUCGGGACACAUGUUAGCAGCCCGCGAAGAAGUCUUGUCGUCUACUCUUGAGCUUCACAACCUUUUCUUGGGGCCGUCAAAUUGCCUUCGUUCGGUGUUGAAUAAAGUCAGCCUGCAGGCAACCUAUAGAUUCGACACCGCCCGCCACGUCCCCGUGCACGGAGAAAUCUCUUUCAGAGAGCUCGCUGAAAAAUGUGGAUUCGACGAGGCCAACUUGCGUCGCACACUGCGAUUUGCCAUGGCUUACCAUCAUGUCUCCCAAGAGCCCCGCAAGGGCUUUGUCGCUCAUACCGCGGCCUCACGCAGGCUGGUAGAUGAUCCCACCGCACGCGCUGGGCUCGGGUACAUGUUUGAAGAGGUCUGGCAGGGAUCUGCCCACUACUACUCAUCACACCCUGAAAUGGCUCGACGAUUUGCCUCUGCAAUGUUCACAUUUGCCUACGGCCACCACAAUGCACCGUCCUUCCUGGUACAAGGUCUGGUAGCCCAGGACUACCCUGAGCUCCAGUUCCUCGUCCAGGACCUGCGGGUUAUGAUCGACGGCGCAGCAGAGAGUUUGUCAAAAGAGGUGCGGGAUAGAGUGGCAUUUCAGGCGCACGACUUCUUCACAGCGCAACCCGUGCAGUAUGGCGUCCGGAUUCUUCAGGCGCUUAUUCCCGCCUUGCGACCCGGAGCUCGGAUUAUUGUGAACGACUACCUGCUCCCUGAGCCAGGGUUACUGUCCCUGCUUAAGGAGCGUGCUGUCCGGGACCUGGACAUGAUCAUGUUUACACUCUUCAACUCCAGGGAGCGAGAAGAGGCGAGACUGGGUUGA